GAUAAGUACACAACCAAAACAAACUUUUUGCAGGGAUACCAGAUAUGCAGGCUUAUAGUUUUUAUUAAUGUAGUAAUUCGGUUUAUUCGCGUUGAAAGAGAUUUCGAAGGCUGUUCGCACCUACGUGAACUCUCAAACCAAACGAAUAUCAGCAACACCGUCAACGCCAAUAAUAAUGAACAGAUAAUGACACAUCCGGCGGGUGCAGAUUUGAGUUCGGGUCUCUUAAGAUCGUACAAUUUUUUUCAAAACGUGUGGAAAUUUUUGCAGAUAUUUGCCGAAACAACCUUAUAUUUUAGAAUUUCAAGCAGUUUUUCGGAACUCUAUCAAUUCAAACAUUUGAAAAAAUCUGGAGUCUCUGCUCUACAUAGUUGGAGCUGUAAACAAAAGAUUUACAAAAUUGUUAGUUUAUAAAAUUUCUGCUAAAAUAAUGUACUAAUAGUAAGAAAAAAACAAUGAUAUCAUUACGCCAACGCUCGACGAUUUCGCAGUGGGCGUAUCAAUUAAUCAGGACGUUAUCAUUAUCAACUGUCCGGUGUAUAUCCGGUAAAGAAAUCCUAAACAAAGUUGAUUCAUACAGUAGAAUUAAAGUCAAAUGCAAUUACAAUCUAAAAAUUGUCCCCUACGACCUGCUUGACUGCCCCGAUUCUAACCUGCUGAAAAUUAUUGUCCCUAAUACGGACCGAGAACCCGAAGUAAAAAUCAGCGGAAAGGAUGUAUCGAUUGUGGACAGCGGAGAUGCUCCUGUAAGCUGUUUUUUGCAGAUACCGAUUAAAGCUGAUCUGGCUGUGGAAAAUUUAGGAAAUACGACAAUUUCAGAACUGUACAGUGACACAGUUUACGUUCAGUCAGGAGGAAAUAUAGAUACUAAAAAUCUUCGCUGUACAGGAAUAAAUGUACGCAGUAACGGCGGAGACAUUUCAUGCCGGGGAACAACAUUAGCACAAACCGUUUCCGUGCUAACAGGUGGUGAAGGGAAGAUUCUUCUGGAAAAGCUGCAGGGUGAUGUAUUCGAAGCAGAAAGUAAUCUCGGCUCGAUCACUGUGAAUUCUAGCUACUCCAACAGUGCGAGCUUUAAAACUAGUCAGGGCGAUUUAUUGCUUAAAAAUGUCCAUAAGAGCUGCACCGUUCUCUCCGAAGGUAGUGGAAAGCUGGUUAUGAAUGGUUUUUACGGUACUCUUCAAGUGGAAGUUGGCAGCCGAGAAGUUAGCUUACAGCUAUCGGAAAUCCAUGGGCAAUCUAAAGUUAUAGCCAAAGCAGCAAAGGAUUUUUGUUUAGCGGUAAGCGAGAAUGUAAUCGAGAAUGCAAAAGUUUUCGUAAAUAGUGAGCUGCUCGAGUUGGAACCCGAGCUAGACGGGACUCAAAUAAGCACCAAGUCUGUAGACUCAUUAGGGGUUGAGGCCCAGUCGACUGAGAAUACACUGCAAAUUUGUAGUGGAGGUUUAGUGCGAGUUAAGAAAAUGUCCUGGAUGGAUACGUUUGGAUUCUCGGUGGAGAAAGAUUAGAAACGUAAAAGUUAUAAAGUUAAUAAACGCAGCACUGAUGUCAUACGUA
Wyeomyia smithii (pitcher-plant mosquito) is the source of this 1554-nucleotide messenger RNA. RefSeq lists its product as uncharacterized. NCBI's taxonomy places the organism in Eukaryota, Metazoa, Arthropoda, Insecta, Diptera, Culicidae. The transcript is spliced from 3 exons. Bases 456 to 1505 code for a protein of 349 amino acids. The record is from RefSeq and is a predicted model, not a curated record.